AGAGGUAUGAGUGUCAGGAAUAUUUUGAUAAUUAAAAUAUAAUUCGUCGAGUAAAAAAGACAGUACAAAUAUCUACUGAAUGACGACAUGGAUGAUACUAGUGACAAUUAUGAAAAAUAUCAUUUAUUGCAUAAUCUUAUCGGUAGUAAUAUUUCAUUUCAUUCUUCUUUUAUAUCAAUAACAACACCAUCAAUAUCGUCAAGAUCAUUAUAUACUACUAAUUCUUCAUCUACAGUAUCCACAUCAAAUGGAUGUCCAAUAAUACCUAGUUUAAAGCAAUUUGAAAUUUCCUAUUCAACAAUACACGCUUAUUUAGCUUGUACAGUAUGCUUAUUUGGCACAGGAACAAAUCUUUUAAAUUCCAUUAUAUUAACGCAAGAACAAAUGCGUAAUCCAACAAAUGCUUUAUUAACUGGUGUAGCAAUUGUAGACAGUUUUACAAUGUUAGCAUACAGUCUACAAGUUAUCUAUUUACAUUUUCUUACAUCACCAUAUCCAGACAAAUAUCCUCAUAGUCAACUAGCUGUUUAUUUAAUAUUAAUAAAUCAUGCAAUCAGUAUAGGCAGUCAUACAAUAUCAACAUGUUUAUUAGUUCAAUUGGCAGCAUUUCGUUGUUGGGUAUUAUAUUCAAGAAAAUUAAAAUAUCUGUUAAGUUUACAUCAUCAUUUGACAUGGAUUAUGAUUAGCUCACAUAGACGGUUUAUUAUUUAUUGUUAUAUUAGUGCAGGAAUUAUAGGAUGCUUGUUAUGUAUGCCAACAUUUAUUUUAUAUCAAUGUGAAUUAAUUGAUGUGGUGAAUUCAUCAAUAACAUUGGAGACAAAGGAAUAUGAUAAACGAUUAGAUAAUACCAAUAACAAUUUUAAUGAUGAUAAUAAUAACAAUAUUAAAAUAAUAAACGUCGAAGCAAACACUACGAUUAAUGGUAACAGUACCAUUACUAAUCAGUAUUUCUAUUGGUUCAAGCUAUAUCCUAAUAGUCAAUUAUUGGAACGUGUUCAUUUUAUUUUAUAUGGAUGUUUUGUAAAACUUUUAGCAUCGAUACUUAUUGUUAUAUUCACUGUAUUAAUAUUAAUGGUAUUACAUGAUGCAAGGCAACGAUAUCGGAAAUUGCAGACAUUACCAAUUGAAAUAAAAUUGGAUAAUAGUAAUAUAGGAAAUAAUAGUACUAAUAAAAUUGUUAGUAAUAAUGUCAUAUUUACAAGAAAAAUAUCAGCUAAUUUGUUACGUCCAAUCACAUAUAACAAUCCUUCGAAUAGUAUUGUAAUGACAAGAAACUCGGAUCUUAACAAUAGUGAUUACAUCAAUGAUUUAAGAAUAAAAAGUCAUCAACAUCGAGUAAAUACUAAUACUACUAAUAAUAAUAUUGAUCUAUUGUCAACAGUACCAACAACCACUAGAAAUCCAUUAUUCUUACAAAUAUCUUCUUUAACUCCAAGUAAUGAAUUAAUAAACAACGAAUUGAAUAAUAGUAUUAGUAGAAAUAAUAAUAAUCCAAUAACAACACCUAAUCAUCGUCAUUCAAGUCGUCUUCUUCAAAAAUCCCGUGAAAGUCAACAUGUUACAAUUAUGCUUAUUAUAGUUGUAAUAAGUUUUGUUAUAACUGAAGCACCACAAGGUGUAUUCAAUACACUUGUUGCAAUUAAAGGUGAAUGUUUUCUACAUACAAUUUAUUUACCAUUAGGUGAUUUAUUAGAUUUAUUAGUUUUAUUAAAUUCUUCAAUUAAUUUUAUUCUCUAUUGUGCAAUGUCACAAGUGUUUCGUGUAAAGUUUGUUAAUUUAUUAAAGAAAUUAUUAUUGUUCACAUUGUGGUGAUUGUUUAUUGGCGCAAUUCUAAACAAUUCAUUAUGAGUGUUAAGAAUUUAUUCAUUGUAUACUUGUGAAUAUUACGUAAUAAUGAGGAUAACUAUGAUGAUAAUAAUAAUAAUAAUGGAGGUAAUCACUACUGAAGAAUCCAAUAAUGAUCAAAAUAGAUGAAUUUUUGAAAACUAAAAAAAAAAUUCCAAUGAAAUCCUUCAUGUUUAGAUUAAGUGAAUAUGUUACAUAAUGUAUACAUUGAAUUGAGUUAAGUGAAAUUAAAACAAAUGACCAUCGGAAAAAUUUGAAAACGUAAUGUAACGAAUAAUACAAUUAAUUGUAUGAACAUGAUACACCAUAAACAUGAAUAAACGCAUAAACACUUUGCUUAUUUGUUAAAGGCUAUCAUGUACAAUUUUUAUCCAUCAUUGUUAGUUUUGGCAUUCAAUGAUUGUGAGUUGAUUAAUUAUAUACAAUUAUUAUUGCUAAUAAAA
Messenger RNA from Schistosoma bovis, 2288 nucleotides. The record is from the annotation of a GenBank genome assembly. Lineage: Eukaryota; Metazoa; Platyhelminthes; Trematoda; Strigeidida; Schistosomatidae.